AAAAUCAAAAUCAUCAAAAUAAUUUAAUUUGCAGAUUAACCUGAACAUCCCUGCAUUACAGCAGGUUCUAAUUAUGGGCUUUGUGGUUAUGAUUGCAGGUGAUAAUUGACCAAGAAAAUGAGGUACGAGGAAGGAGCCGAGGAAGUAACUUGGGAAACAAACCAAAUAAAUACGUACCUUAAGGCUUUGGACAUGAUGAGAGGGACCACAACAUGCUCAAGAAUAAAUUGUAAGCUCUUGAACAGGAUUUCAAUGACUAGUUGGUAAAGUCCACAAAACUACAGAAAUUGGAGGAUUUAAUUUGUCAGUUUGAAGGCAAUAUAUGAAUAUAAAAUGAGUUUCAUCUAUUCUCCUUCAUUGAAAAUGUUAGGCAUCCACGGUUGUCUAAGAAAACACACCAUAAAACCCGUGAGCAUGACAGUGCAACUAUUCUGUAAGUUGGAAUACAGGAAGGUCAAGUAGGACAAAGGUUAUCACAACAACUAAAUAUAUAUAAGUUGCAGCAGCUGGGGCAUAACAUUAAUGAUCAGGACCAGAAUUAUACACUCAUUGCUGCAAUAUCUGUUGAUGAGAUAUUACCUCGAGCUCUUUUGAUUGAAGAAUUAGUUUUUUGUCUUAUGGAGAUGUCAUCCAUCAGAGGGUUACCUGAUCUGAAGGAGCAGGAAAUGGUUGAGGACCCUACCUUUCAACACCAGUGGCACUUGUGUUCUAUUGAUGACCUUAUUAUACAUAAUGAUUUUGGUGAGACUGUACAACAUAAUGCAUUUACUUACCCAAAUUUCAACUCCAAAACUUCCAUGGAAACUGCACUUGUUGACUUUGAAAGACCCACAAAACAUCACCAAAACAUGAGCUGGAAUCCCAGCAAAAAUGCUCAAACAUCAGAGACAGAGUUUGUUUCUUUCCCAAAUCCUUUUUCAUUUGUGGGUUCCAAUGUCAUAAGUCCAUUGGGAUUAGUGAAGGCCAUGGAUGAGAUGGAUUGUCCUAUAACCAUUAGUAGCACAACUCCUCUAGAAAGUACCUCUCAAGGAACCUUGAGCCAAAAGAUUGGCACACGUUCUAAACUUACUCAUCCUCAAGAUCACAUAAUAGCUGAAAGGAAACGGCGAGAGAAGCUCAGCCAGCAGUUCAUUGCUUUAUCUUCCCUUGUUCCCGGACUACAGAAGACGGACAAAGCUUCUGUUCUUGCGGAUGCUAUCAAAUACUUGAAGCAAUUGCAAGAGAAAGUGAGGGCUCUUGAGGAGGAACAAAACAUGAAGAAAAAUGUGGAGUCUGUGGUAAUUGUGAAGAAAUCUCAACUAUCCAAUGAUGUAAACAACAAUUCUUUAGAAUAUCAUGGUCAAUUUGACGAGGCACUGCCUGAAAUUGAAGCAAGAUUUUGUGAGAGAAAUGUCCUCAUACGAGUUCAUUGUGGGAAGAGCAAAGGAGUCGUAGAAAAAACAAUCCAGGAAAUUGAGAAACUCCAUCUGACAGUGACCAAUAGCAGUGCCAUGAUAUUUGGGAGAUGUUCCCUUGAUUUAACAAUUAUUGCUCAGAUGGAUAUGGAAUUUUGCAUGGGAGUGAAGGAUCUUGUGAGAAACCUACACUCAGCUUUUACAUCUUUCAUGUGAGGACGUUCUGUUAGUUGAUAAUAAACCGACUUCAAAAGCAUAAGAAGAAUAGAAGUCACGGUCACAACAGUUUAAAGUUUAAGUUCUUCGGUAAUAUUUGUUCUUACAUGGCUUUGUGUGAUGUCUGUCAUCUCAUCUACUCCAACCAUGUUCUUCUUUUUGCAUGGUUUACUCCUUGACCAUGUUAUUGCCACCCAAUUAUUUCAGUUUCAACAGUUACUACACAACUGGUUAUUAGGCAGUUUUUGGCAGGAGGUUGAAAAGUUCAACCGGUCUGUUUUAUGUCCUUUUCUUACGUAAAUCUAUUAUUUCUUACGAGGUUAUAAGUUGAAAGUCGAAACCUCUUGAAGUUCUUGCUCUUGUACCAAAGUAUACAUAUAUAUAUAUAUAUACUCCAUAAUUGUAUAUAUACUUCAUGAAAGUUUGGUUGAAAUAA
Molecule: messenger RNA, 2046 nt
Organism: Cajanus cajan (pigeon pea)
Lineage: Eukaryota; Viridiplantae; Streptophyta; Magnoliopsida; Fabales; Fabaceae
Product: transcription factor bHLH19
Molecular function (GO): protein dimerization activity
Source: RefSeq, a predicted model, not a curated record